AUGAGCGCGGCCUUGUUGAGAACAUGGCUCUUAAAGCCGGAAGUUUCUACUCUAGAUCGCUGUCCUCCUAGUUUUCAAUUGGAUACCCAUCACCUGGAUCAUGGAUCAGUGAAAAUAUCCAAAGGGGUCAAGACUAUCUCUUCAACAAGACUCAAGGUAUUCGCGGAUUUCUGCUGGUCAAUGCUACGAUCUUCGACUCUCCCAUUGGAUACGCUAGCGCUUGGGAUCCUAGAAUACAUCUACCAUUCUCUUGGAGAUUCCCUUUGCUGA
Penicillium crustosum is the source of this 270-nucleotide messenger RNA. Its product is annotated as Glycoside hydrolase superfamily. Bases 1 to 270 code for a protein of 89 amino acids. The record is from RefSeq and is a predicted model, not a curated record. NCBI's taxonomy places the organism in Eukaryota, Fungi, Ascomycota, Eurotiomycetes, Eurotiales, Aspergillaceae. The transcript has 3 exons.